AUGCGGAUGAAAGAAAAUUUCCUGCACUAUAACGAGGAGCGAAACUCAUUAAGAAGAGAACUCAUAGUAAAAAGAGAUGAGCUAGAUCGAGUGCAACAAAACACCUUGAAACUAGAAAAAGAAGUAGGCGCUGUUACUUCUCAACGAGAUUACGAGCAGAUAGACAGAGCUAUUAGAGAAAGCCAUGAACAAAAUAACUUAGAAGAGCUUCAGCAUGAUCUUAGCGAUUCCGAGGACUUGUUACAGGCGCAAGAAAAAGAUCUUGAGAAGAUAAAAGAUGACGUUCAGAAAGAGAUGAUAAAGCACGACGUACAGCUGAAAGAACUGCAAUCAAAAGAGACAGAAAUAACAGUGUCUAUGGAUAGAGAUCUUGUCUUCAAGUUCGAGAGAAUACUAAAAUCACGGUCAGGGGAUGGAAUAGUCCCUAUUAGAAAAAAUGUCUGCUAUGGAUGUCAUAUGCUACUUCCGUUAAAGAUUGUAAACGAGGUCUGCGAGGAACGUAAGGUUAUUACCUGCCCCUACUGUUCAAAAAUACUUUUUUACGAUGGCGAUAGUGAUGACGAGGAAGUAGAUAACAUUGAGAUAGCAGGUCUAAGAGACAUCAUAGAUGCCGAAGAUAUCAUCCUGGAUGACUUUGAUGAGGAAGAUUACCAUGCGUUUAUUCAGAAAGACGAUCUUGGAUCAGAUGAAUAUGUUCAGGCAAAGCAAAUUGAAGAGUUGCAUGAUGAAGACGAUGAUGACGAUGAUGGAGAUGAUAUUGAAGAUAAGCUUGCAGACCUGGAAGACUCCGAAGAUCUUGAUGAAGACGAUAAUAAGAUCUUUGAUAAUGAAUAA
Molecule: messenger RNA, 834 nt
Organism: Ylistrum balloti
Lineage: Eukaryota; Metazoa; Mollusca; Bivalvia; Pectinida; Pectinidae
Product: aspartic acid-rich protein-like
Exons: 2
Coding region: 1-834 (277 amino acids)
Source: RefSeq, a predicted model, not a curated record